This is a messenger RNA of Coregonus clupeaformis (lake whitefish), 4772 nucleotides long. Its product is annotated as calsenilin. The transcript is spliced from 6 exons. Gene Ontology annotation, biological process: negative regulation of transcription by RNA polymerase II; regulation of potassium ion transmembrane transport. NCBI's taxonomy places the organism in Eukaryota, Metazoa, Chordata, Actinopteri, Salmoniformes, Salmonidae. Gene Ontology annotation, molecular function: potassium channel regulator activity; DNA-binding transcription repressor activity, RNA polymerase II-specific; calcium ion binding. The coding region runs from base 3520 to 4080 and encodes 186 amino acids. Gene Ontology annotation, cellular component: nucleus; voltage-gated potassium channel complex. The record is from RefSeq and is a predicted model, not a curated record.
UAAAAUAAAAUAACAGUAGGGAGUUGUUGAAGUUUCCCCCUCCAUGUCAUUGAGGGGAAAGCGGCUGUGGGAGCACUGAGCAGAAGCUACGUAAAAGAAAAAUCCUGCACUUGGCGCAGAAAUCUCCAUAUGAAUAGCCAAGCCAAGUCGGAUUCCAGAAAAGUCUUCCAGUGAAGUGGUCAGUGCUGCUUAAGUGUUUUCCUGAUAGUGUCCACAAAGUGCAGCACCUUUAUGUGCAGCAUCUCUGGGCACUUAGAAGAGAGAGUCAAGUGGCUAACUCCAUCUAAAUCUCUCUCUCUCUGUGUCUUUGGUAAAAUGCAUUUCUGGCCUGUUCCCAUUCCAGUCCUAAGACCAGCAUUUUGCAUCUCAACGAUUGAUUUAUCCUCCCCUGCCCCCUCUCUCAGCUCCUGCUUAAACUCAUUCCAUUAAGAUGUGGACACUCCUCAGUUAUGAACUCUACCCCUCUUCGUCUCUUCUCUUUGUCUUGUUUAUGCCCUCGCAGUCAUGCACACCACCACAACUGAUAUCAUGAAAGCGUUGGUGGAUUGUAAAUGAAUGGAGAACAUUGUUGCUAAAACUUGACAGAGAGUAAUAGGAUAGGAAAAAACAUUAGGCCACUCUGUCUACCUCCCCUAUUUAAAGUCCCUUAUUAAACUCAACUGGAACAUCAGUUUUUGAUAUCUGUUUGCUGAAUUAGAAACACAAUGUGGGGUUUCUUUGUGAAUUCAUCCAGUGUUAUGUUUGAUGUGAGUCUGCCUAUAUGUGCUAUAUGUUUCAAUGGUAGGUAGGCAGCGCCACACAGGGCAGGGCAGACUCCUUCACUCUAAGUGCUGCUGGUCAUAUUCCAGCCAUCAGCGGAUGUGGAUCAAUGCCUGGUUUACAGCUUUACAUCAUCCUUGAAAUGCCUCGUCAAACAAGGAAACACUCAGACCGUCAAUAAGAAACUAUUAGUAAAGAAACACACAUCAUCCCUCCGGUCUCACUGCCCUCCUCCCCCCUCUCCCACAUCUUUCUUGCUCACUCAAACUGGAGACUGCACAAGCGAAGAAUUCCUGUCUUGAUGGACCUGUGGGACGGACUUACCCAAAAAGGGAGACACAGGGGUUGCAACUCUUAACUACAGAGGAUACUUCACAAAGGAUGGAGAGAUUUGGGAGAUUAAAUAGUAUACCAUUGUUUUUUAAAACUCAAAACCAUGCACUGGACCUGGAUUUAGAGGGACUUUUGGAAGACAAAAUAUUAUCAACAAACUCACCUUUUUGCUUUCACUGGAGAUCAAGGGGUUAAAUGAAGGGCAGCUGAAACAGAGUGACUGUUAUUGGAUCUUUACCUUGUUCACCCAUGAAGAGCAUUGUCACUUGCAGAUUUCACCUGCUUUAACAGUGUGUGUGGGUGGGAGGAUCGGGGGAGUAAAGUGCAAGUGUGAGCAAUAUAUUUCAGUGUUUGCAGCUAUUUUUCAGGCAUCUUGUUCAAUUGUUUAAUUGGAUGUUAUUUUAGACACACACAUACAGCAGCAAAUAUUUGUAAAGUUAUGGAAUACACAUCCUAUAUGUUCAGGGCUGGCUAAUAGAACGCAUGUAAAGGUUCUUACUCAAAUCAAUCAGCCAUGGUGCUGGAUGGCAUGGAACUGAUUACAAUUACUGUAGUCGUUGGCCUAUUUUUUGUAAUGCUCAAGCAGUUUGGUGUCUGGGAGCCCUUGUCAUUAGAUGGUAAGUAACAGGGACAGACUCCUCAGUCCCUUUUCUGAUCAAGGCCAUCAUAUUCCUCACAGAUAGACAGAAGCUUUUUGUACUGUGUUGUUGAUAGUUGAAGCUACUUGAUUUCACUGUUGUCACCUUAUGAGAGACAGCUGGCUUCCACUGCAUAUUAAGACAAAAUGCCUCAAGACACAAAGGUCUCAUGUCUUAUUACUGGUGGAUAGAAAUAGAAAAUAUUUUAACCUCCCAAAAAUACUGUGACCACCUGCUUAACCUGAUUGUAUGUGUUUCCCCCUUUCUCACCUCCUCACUUCCCUAUACUUCAAUCUCUUCCUCACCCCAUUCCUCUCUCUGAUGUUUGUAUUUCAUAGAUGGUGAGCACACACACAGUAGUAACUCCAUGUAUUCUUCAUUUCCUUUUGUCUCGACUAUGCUUUAAUCUGUGCCCCACUCUCUCAUUAUGUACAUGUAUAUACAAUUUGUUUUGUCUCUCUCUGAGUGUUGCUUUCUUGUCUUCCACUCAUCAUCCUCUCUUACUUUAUUAUCCACCUGUUCACCAUCUUUUUCCCUUGAAAAAUGGUAUUGUACACCAUUGUCCUCCAAUCCAAUUUCUGUGUUACCCACCACACAAAUUUCUCUCCCUCCAAUUUCUUCCGAUUAUCCCCACAUCUUCUUCUCCCGAUUUCAACCUUUCUCAUCCCCUCCUGUGCUAUUUUUGCCUCUCCCUGAAUCCGCAUUCUCCUCUCCUUUUCACCUCUCCCCUUCUCCCAACUCCUUCCUUUCCCUGAGUUGUCCUCCUCUCCCUCUCUCCCUCUCCUCUCUCAAACAGAGAGUAGUGAAUGUGAAUUGGAGCUUUCUACUGUUCGUCACCAGCCCGAAGGCUUAGAACAGCUCCAGGCCCAGACCCAGUUUACCAGGAAGGAGCUGCAGUCGCUCUACAGAGACUUCAAAAACGUGUGACUGGGACUUGGCUGGGCUUAGAGCACCGAGUGGGAGUGGGGUGGAGGUUAAAUAAACACUGUCAGGGACUUGAAGGACUGCAAAGAUAUCGUCUCACAAAAUGUUUUACAUACUUUACAUAGCUACAUACAUUUACACAGAUAUUUACACAUACUGCAAGCCAUUAGACAUACAGGUAACUGCCAAAAUAAUGGAAACACUUGAGUAAAUGAGGGAUACAAAGUAUAUUGAAAGCAGGUGCUUCCACACAGGUGUGGUUCCUGAGUUAAUUGAGCAGUUAACAUCCCAUCAUGCUUAGGGUCAUGUAUAAAAAUGCUGGGCAAGCCAUUAUUUUGGCUACCAUGGCUAUGCUCCCAUAGUAUGACAAUGCCCCCAUCCAUAGUGCAUGAGUGGUUACUGAAUGGUUUGAUGAGCAUAAAAAUCAUGUAAACCAUAUGCCAUGGCCGUCUCAGUCACCAGAUUUCAACCCUAUUGAACACUUAUUGGAGAUUCUGGAGCGGUGCCUGAGACAGCGUUUUCCACCACCAUCAACAAAACACCAAAUGAUGGAAUUUCUCACAGAAGAAUGGUGUCACAUCCCUGCAAUAGAGUUCCAGACACUAAUAAGAAUAUAUGCCAAGGUGCAUUGAAGCUGUUCUGGCUCACGGUGGACCAACGCCCUAUUAAGACACUUUAUGUUGGUGUUUCCUUUAUUCUGGCAGUUACCUACUUAUUAGGCGUUUACAAGCUGUUAGACACAUCUAUUUUCACAGAUAUUUAACUAAAUUUAAACAUGCAUACAGUACAUACAAGUUAAGUAAGACAAACUUAUUAAAGAUAUUUUCACUUCUCUCUGAACAGGAGUGUCCUAGCGGGCUGGUGGAUGAGGAGACGUUCAAGACCAUCUACUCACAGUUCUUCCCCCAGGGAGGUAGGAGUCUCCCCUCAAGAGAUGCAAGGGAGGCACCAUGGAAUAGUACAGCAGAUGGGUGGAAGACGCCCUUUCAACUGCCCCUACUGUUGUCAGCUAUUUCAACCUGGACUCAGAGAUGCCACCACAUAUGCACAUUUCCUGUUCAACGCUUUUGACAUGGACAGAAAUGGCACUAUCCAUUUUGAGGACUUUGUGAUUGGACUAUCUGUACUGCUCAGAGGUUCGGAAACAGAGAAACUCCGGUGGGCCUUCAAUCUGUAUGAUAUCAACAAGGAUGGCUGCAUUACCAAGGAGGAGAUGUUGGCCAUAAUGACGUCCAUCUAUGACAUGAUGGGCAGGUAUACCUAUCCCAGUGUACGAGAUGAUGACCCAUCUGAGCAUGUGGACAAGUUCUUUCAGAAAAUGGAUCGGAACAGAGACGGGGUUGUGACCAUUGAUGAGUUCAUAGAGACCUGUCAGAAGGAUGAAGAUAUCAUGGCCUCCAUGCAGCUCUUUGAGAACGUCAUCUAGAUCUAGGAACGGACAGAGAACAUGGAUCUAUGUAUAAAUCCUGAUGACCUUUUAUUGAGUCCAAUAACAGACCCUACAAGCCCCUCCCCUCUUUAACAAUAACAGACCCUACAAGCCCCUCCCCUCUUUAACAAUAACAGACCCUACAAGCCCCUCCCCUCUUUAACAAUAACAGACCCUACAAGCCCCUCCCCUCUUUAACAAUAACAGACCCUACAAGCCCCUCCCCUCUUUAACAAUAACAGACCCUACAAGCCCCUCCCCUCUUUAACAAUAACAGACCCUACAAGCCCCUCCGCUCUUUAACAAUAACAGACCCUACAAGCCCCUCCGCUCUUUAACAAUAACAGACCCUACAAGCCCCUCCCCUCUUUAACAAUAACAGACCCUACAAGCCCCUCCCCUCUUUAACAAUAACAGACCCUACAAGCCCCUCCGCUCUUUAACAAUAACAGACCCUACAAGCCCCUCCGCUCUUUAACAAUAACAGACCCUACAAGCCCCUCCGCUCUUUAACAAUAACAGACCCUACAAGCCCCUCCCCUCUUUAACAAUAACAGACCCUACAAGCCCCUCCGCUCUUUAACAAUAACAGACCCUACAAGCCCCUCCGCUCUUUAACAAUAACAGACCCUACAAGCCCCUCCGCUCUUUAACAAUAACAGACCCUACAAGCCCCUCCGCUCUUUAAC